Messenger RNA from Colossoma macropomum (tambaqui), 1873 nucleotides. Its product is annotated as interferon-induced protein 44-like. The coding region runs from base 61 to 1182 and encodes 373 amino acids. The transcript is spliced from 9 exons. The record is from RefSeq and is a predicted model, not a curated record. Lineage: Eukaryota; Metazoa; Chordata; Actinopteri; Characiformes; Serrasalmidae.
AGCAACUGACAGACAAAGAGACACAGACCUCAACAUCACUUCUUAUAAAGAGAUUCAAACAUGGGAUCAUCUCAAACAAAACCUGAAUUUGUCUCUGUUUUGGCUGAUCAACAAGUGAAACAUGGACAUAAUGUUACUCUUAAAUGUGAGGCAAACACAGAAGACGUAACAGCAGAGUGGGAGAAGAGUGGAUGUCGUUUACAAUGUGUGUAUGGCAAGCACACAGUGGAUAAGCGUUUUACCACGUUUACCUUGAAUAUCAAUAAUGUUCAAAAGGAAGAUGAAGGGAAAUACACAUUAAAGCUGACGAAUAAGGCUGGUACUGCCUCAUGCUCUGCCAUGGUCAUUGUUGAAAUCAAGGAAUGGAGGACUAUCGAGUGGAAACAAGAUCCAAUGAUCAGAAAAAUAAGGGACUUUAAAAUUAAGAAUGAGGAAGUCAGAGAGCUUCGUUUCCUUCUGCAUGGACCAAUUGGAGCAGGAAAAUCCAGCAUCAUCAACACCAUCAAAAGCAUUUUUGAAGAACAUCAAUUCAUCAACUGUCUGGCUGCUUCAGAUUCAGAUGCAACUGGAACAAGUUUUACUACAAAGUACCAGAAGUUCUCUAUUGGAACCUUACCUUUCGCCUUCUAUGAUGUGAUGGGCCUGGAAAAAGACAAUAAAGAUGGACGAUCAAAAGGAGCGCGCUCUGAUGACAUCAUCAAUGCAUUAAAGGGUCACAUACCAGAUGACUAUGAAUUCAAGGACAACUACCCAAUGUCUAAAGAAAAUGUUAAUUACAUCAGUGAUCCCACUCUGAAUAAUAAGAUUCACUGCCUAGUGAGUGUUAUUGCAGCAGACAAAGUUAGCAUAAUGGACAAUGAAGUCAUCCAGAAAAUGAAGGACAUCAGAGCAGAAGCCAGUAAAUUAGGAAUCCCUCAGCUGGUUUUCGUGACAAAAAUGGACAAGGUUUGCGUGCUGGCACGGGAGGAUUUGACCAAGACCUUCCAAAGCAAGAAGAUCAAGGAGAAAAUGGAAGAGUGCAGCACUAAACUGGGAGUCCCUAUGAACUGCACCUUCCCUAUGAAGAACUAUCAUGAGGAGACCAAGAUGAAUGAGAAGCUAAACUGCCUGGUGCUGGAGGCCUUCACACAGGCUGUGGAAUCAGCUAAUGACUAUGUUAAAAAGUUUUCACACAAGGAGUGACAUGCAGAAUGAUUCAUCUUCAUAGAAAACUUGUAACUCAUAACACGUUGAGUCAAGAACCACCCAAAUAUCUGUAUCUUGUUAUAAUGCUUAUGUAUCAGAUCAGUUGGUCCACCAAAUAUGUAUGUUGCCUCACCUUUCUCGACUGUAGCAUUUGUUGUCAUUAACAAUUUAUCAGCCAUUCUCUAUGCCAUUCAUUAUUGGGCAGUUUCUGAAUGGUCAAUGUUGACCAGAUAUUAUUUGGGUGUGGACCACUCUCAGCAGUGGCGUGGUAUUGUGUGCAGCACUGAUAUGAGUGUGAGGUUGAUAAGUCAGCGAAGAGCAGCUCUGAGGUCAUAAACUGACCAUUCAUGAAGGUCUAGAGGAUGGCUAAGCCACAUUGUGGGCUUCAGCUACACUGUCUGCCUGUACACCAGUAGGAUGGAGCUACAAGAGAGGGGUUUCUGAUAAAGUGUCCAGCUUAUAUUUUGUUUCUAAAUGCCCAUUAUUAAAAGCUUUUGAUCAAAGGUAGGCAUUAUGUAAACUAAAGCAUGAAAUUUCACUCCACUACUUUUCUGUUUGUAAAUGGAUCAGUGACAAAUCUAGACAUGAUGUGCAUUUUGUAUUCUGUUUAUUGAUAUGUUUCAUAGCUUUUGAAACAGUAUUAAUACAUUUUUUCCUCAACUUUGCCACCCUGAAAUGAUCUGGACUA